AUGUUGUGUUCUUUUCUUGUCCUUUUUCAUCUUCCCUUUCUCCCAUUUUUCGGUUUCUUCUCAGGAAAAGAAAACCUAUCCUCAAAUUUUUUCCCGUUUAUUUGUCUCGUUUUCCAAAUAAAAGUAAUUUUCAGAUGUCUUCUGACCUCUCGGCAGAAACAUCAAAGUCAAACGAGAGCAGUCAGGAAAGUCAACAGACGAGCGGAUGGAAAUAUAAAUUAUAUAACGAUAGGUCGAAAGUUCUUAAAAAGAACAGAACCUUGUAACCGUUUACGACAUGUUCCUCCUGAUGCUUUCAAAUCUCCCAGAAAAAAGAAGCCAGGUGGAAAAAUAAUGGUUCAAUGGUUUCUCAACGAUUUCGAGAAGUGGGAAAAGGAAAAUAGAGAAAAACUAAAAAAUCAAUUAACAGAAGAAACUGUCAGCAAUGCUACUAAAUAUGUCGUUCGCGAUAUCAGUCUAUUGAAACCUUUCUCCACGAUUUUUGGAUUUUCGGAAGACCUGGUACUAGAGAGAAGAGACGAAGUGAUUCAAGAAUAUUUCGAGACGCGCCAAUUCAAAGAAGCUGCUGAUCUGAUUAUGCGAUACGAUUUAGUUGACAAGUUUUCAUUUGAAGAACUUGUCCUUCCUCUAAUUCUAUGUGAUAAGUGUCAAGUUGUGGAUGAAUUGUUGAAGUUGAGUCCUCGAUUUCAAAAAGAAUACAUCACAUUUUUCGAUCAACUAGUUGGAGAAACAGAUGAAAAUGUUGAUGCCUUUUUUGAACCUUAUAAGCAACAAGGAUUACUCACAAUCAAUACGAAUCGAUAUCAUGGAAAGUCGUUGACGACAUUCAUUCAAAAGUUUUUCAAUGGAAUUGCGAAACGAAAUAACUUCGACCUAGAAGAACGAAGAGAUGCACCAAAAUUCGAAGGAUACAUGAAAGGAAAAGCAUUGAAAUAUUUCAGUAAGCAACGAUUUGAACUAGGUGCGAUGUCAGAUGAAAUCUACUUUGAACAUGCAAAAAAUACACUUCAAAAUAGUUCCAUGGAUACUGUAUGCUAUUAUUUUAUGUUGUUAUGGAAUACGAGAAUCGAGGAAAGACGGUUGGUUUUUCGAAAGUUGGCUAUGCUUCGAAAUAGUGUUUUCGAUUUCAGUAUUGAAGUUCUGUUUUGGAUAAAAUACAUCAACAUCCCAGUCGAUUAUCCAGGCCUUCCUUAUGGAGCUCAGAGGUUUUUCAAAAACCCAGAUCCUAAAUUACUUGCAGAAGUCGAGAAGCUAAUUGGUUUAAGAACAUCCCAACCUGAAGAGGAGGUAACCGAACAGUUGUUUGUUUUUGAAAACGAACAAAAAUAUCCAAUUAAAAUUGUCAAAACGGAAUCAGAACUAGAAGACUUGUGUGUUGAAAUGGAUGAAGUAGAAAACGGAACUUUUGUUGGAUAUGAUUCAGAAUUCCGACCUGGCCACUUGACAGACACAAACACUAUCAAAGUGGCCACAAUUCAACUUUGUUUUCAUGAUACAACCUAUUUGAUCGAUUGUGUAGAAUUGGAAAACGAGAAACUCCCAGAUAAAAUGUGGAUUCGACUGUAUCAAAGUAUUUUUGAAUCGAAAAAGCUUACUGUAGUUGGAUUCGAUUUGAAACAUGAUAUCGAAGCGCUGUUUUCAAUUCAUCCUAUCAGACAACAAUUCAAGAUUGAAGACAUCGAAAACUUUGUUUGUGUCCGACGCUUCUCUGAAAUUUUGAUGGAAAUCGAUAUCAAUAUUUUGAAUCUGUCAAAAUCCUGUCGACUUGUGAACCUUUCUGAGGAACUUCUUGAUAUAACUAUUGAUAAAUCAGAACAAAAUGGAAAUUGGAUGUCUCGCCCAUUACGAAAGAGUCAGAUUGUCUACGCUACUAUGGAUUCAGUAGUUGUUCUGAAAGUGUUCGAGAAAGUCCUGGAAUUGGCUCAGAAGUACGAGCAACCAUUGGAAAUUGAUAAGUUGAUGGAGGAAUCCAGAGUAAGAAGGGAAAUGUAUUACAGCAUUUCCAUGGGAAGAGGUUUAUCAGGUAAGAGCAAAAAAACUGGAAGGAAUAUUUCAAGCCCCGCCCACUUCCAGGUCAUUCAAGACCAUCGUGACCCAACAAAACCACUUCAAAAACCAUUUGAUCUGAAACUUGUCAUUGAUACAAUGCUCCUCGGACUUGGAAAAAACCUUCGACUUCUUGGUGUCGACGUCUACAUUCCAAUCGAUUCUAAUGGUUUUACCAAGUACCUUCGAGAAAUGAGACUCUCUUUUCCGAAAAAUCAACGAUUGAUCAUAACGGUACCAUCGAAAAGCUACGAAACACAUAAAGAAGAGAAUCCGAAUGCACACUUUUUUGUGCUCAACAAUGUCUACAAUACCAGAAAUCCGUUGGAACAUCUAGGAAACUUUUUGAACUUUUUCAAUUUGGAUAUUCGCAAAGAGGAUGGAUUUGCGAAACUUGAAUCAUGA
Caenorhabditis briggsae is the source of this 2451-nucleotide messenger RNA. Lineage: Eukaryota; Metazoa; Nematoda; Chromadorea; Rhabditida; Rhabditidae. The record is from RefSeq and is a predicted model, not a curated record. Gene Ontology annotation, biological process: nucleobase-containing compound metabolic process. Bases 1 to 2451 code for a protein of 816 amino acids. The transcript has 5 exons. Gene Ontology annotation, molecular function: nucleic acid binding; 3'-5' exonuclease activity.